GAUCUACUGUCCUUUUGUUCGUGCUCUCGAUUUCACUUCUCUUCAUCCAUGUCAAGAUCAACGGGUUUCAAUAGAUUCGAAAGCUUUCCUGUCACUUGAUAUCAUCAUUUUCAAUCCUCGAUAUCGUUAAUGCAGAAUCGCCUAAGCGUACUAGAAUCCACGUAAACUGCGUCUGAAAAUCUUCAUCCACAUCAAAUAAUUUCCAACAUCGAACCUGAUACCCCUAUCUAACCAAAUCAAAAAGAAAAUGUCGUCUCGCUCAGGUUCAGGUUCAAGCUCAGGUAGAACACCAUCUACGUCGUGCGCUGGCUCGGGUCGAAUGGUCUUUGGAGGAUGUUCAAGCCAGGCUUCUGCUAGAUCAGGCUCUAGUCGAACGUCGUCUGGCUCGGGCUCUAGUCGUUCGUCAGUGGGUACGAAUUCAAGUCGAGGAUCUUCUAACUCAGGCUCGAGUCAUUCGUCAGUGAGCAUGAAUUCAAGUCGCACAUCUGGGAGCUCAGGCUCAAGCCAAAUGUCGCUUGGCUCAAACUCCAUCCAAUCAACAGUUAACGGUUUGGAACCUGACAUUAAUUCCAGAAAGCACGCAAACAGAAAUCAUAAGAUGAUUGGCUGGUCUGGCCCACGGCUUCAAGAGGAUCCACGCGUAAAAGCAUAUGCUGAUAAGAAGAGUGAUCAAAUGGAAAAGAAGGCUUGGGCGGAGAGAAAAGCGACUUCUGAGGCGAGGAAGAAGCAAGGUUAUUAUAUUGAAAAUGAUAUGGCAUAGAUUGUUUUUGUGAAGAAUAUUGGAAGGUGCUUGGACUUGGAGAAUAGAAAUCGAUGAUAUUACACAACUUUCGGGUCUCGAGACA
Botrytis cinerea B05.10 is the source of this 845-nucleotide messenger RNA. RefSeq lists its product as hypothetical. NCBI's taxonomy places the organism in Eukaryota, Fungi, Ascomycota, Leotiomycetes, Helotiales, Sclerotiniaceae. The transcript has a single exon. Bases 248 to 760 code for a protein of 170 amino acids. The record is from RefSeq and is a predicted model, not a curated record.